Cinclus cinclus is the source of this 1851-nucleotide messenger RNA. RefSeq names its product F-box and leucine rich repeat protein 13 (gene FBXL13). The record is from RefSeq and is a predicted model, not a curated record. Lineage: Eukaryota; Metazoa; Chordata; Aves; Passeriformes; Cinclidae. Gene Ontology annotation, cellular component: SCF ubiquitin ligase complex. Gene Ontology annotation, biological process: SCF-dependent proteasomal ubiquitin-dependent protein catabolic process.
AUGGCAGUCACAUACUGGUUUAUCCAGCAGAGGGAGCAGCUUACCAGUGAUGGGAAUGGCUUUGGGAAUCUGCCGGUGCUGCUUUGUGGUGCAUUUAUUUCUCACCCAGAAGAUACACUCCAUUUUUUAGAAGAAAAGCUCAGAGAAAUAAUGGCAAAGGGAUUAGAUACUUUCUUAUGGUACAUACUCAAUUAUUGUCCGUGUAUGACUAAAGAAUUGUGUGCAAAAGAAUGGGACUUUUAUGGUAGAAACUUAAUGAAGCUUUAUUUUGGAGAAUGGAUAAAAUAUAAUUUGCUGAAAAGGAAUGAGAAAAAUCCAGUGGAAGGCUCUAGGAGGCAUUAUAAUGUCCAAUUAUUAAAAAUUAUUUUAUAGAAGUGGAACAUGUGGGUGCAGACUGACAAGGAAAGAAAAAGACAUGUGAAUUUUGAUUGUUUUGUAUCAGAUAUUUCAGCAGGUGAUGGUGUAAUUCAGUACUGCAAAUGGUUAUGGAUAUGUGACAUUUUAGUAUGUAAACAUGUAGAAAAUACUGUGCAGAAGUGAUGUCCAUGUGUGUUAUGUUUAGAUCAUUGAGGCUGCUGUUCUUUUUACUGGCCUAGCUUUAAAGUAUCAAUUGGUGAUGAAAAAGAACAAUUGGCUAAGAAUAAAAGCUUCCCCAGUCUACAGUAAAUGAGUUUAGCUCACUGCAGAAAACACAAAGGUUUACCAUACCUGGACUCUUGAAGAGGCUGUCACAAGUUCAUCUGUUUGAAAAUUCCAGGUUUCAUUCAGAGAUCCCAGGAUUCAUAUUUUUUUGCUGGUUGCUUGACAUCCAACGAGCAAGAAGCCUGUUGCAGAGUUAGAAAUACUGCCAAUGGCUACAGCUGGAUUCAAGAUUUGCUAAUCAGCAAAAUGUUAACUCUUUCAGAUAGAUGUAUUUAAGCUCUAGUUGAAAAACAGGUAAUGUCUGCUUUCUUUCUUGACUCUCCAAAACUUUCUCACACAACUUUUAAAGCCCUUGCAGAAUGUAAACUUUUGAAGGUCAGCACUGGAAGGAAUAACCAAAAUACUGAUUUAAGUUUCAAGCUGAUGAAUAAAUGCUGCCCAUACAUCAGGCACAUUCAUGUGGCUGAUUGCCAGAAGAUUACAUAAAUUGGUGUUAAGAUGAUUUCACCGUUGAAGCAUAUUUUUGUACUGAAUAUGGCAUUCUGCACAAGGGUCAGUGAUGGAGUGUUAGUGGUCAGUGUGAGGUCAUUUGUACAAGGUUCUUCGGGAGCUAAGCUAAGAGAGCUGAGUGGCUUGAGAGUCCUUGGCUGCCAUGGAAAAAUAUAGGAACUUUCUAUAUCACAAUGAAAAAACUUCUGUAAUGAUGGAAUUCAGAGAACUGAAGUGUCUGACGUGGGUCAAAGGAUUGAUGUAUUGUAUUGUAAUGGAGUUCUGCAAGGCACAGAAUACCUGGAGCACUGCCAUGUCUCUUAUUGCCCUGAGCUGACAGAUGAAGCUGUGACAACAAUGGCAUUCCACUGCCACAGACUGCCAUCAGUCAACAGUGGUUGCCCAAAGAUGAUUGAUACAUGUAUCCAGUACUUGGCUGCAGUCUGCCAUUAUCUCUCCUUCUUGGACAUCUCAGAUUGUAUUAAUUUUACUGACAACCUGAAAUAUCUUUGGAAAGGCUGUGAGCAACUCCAGAGUCUCACAACACUGUACUGUAGAAAAAUUACCAAACAAGCUGUCUUGAAAUCCACAGCUGAACUGGAGAAACAGGAACAUCCUGAUGCUGACCCUCCUUCCUGGCUUGGAUAUGACUGGGAUGGUAACAUACCACCUUCACCAAAAAACACAGAUCAGAGCCUGAAAAAACAUUCUUCAAAAUGA